Portunus trituberculatus (swimming crab) is the source of this 8000-nucleotide messenger RNA. RefSeq names its product serine/arginine repetitive matrix protein 2-like. Lineage: Eukaryota; Metazoa; Arthropoda; Malacostraca; Decapoda; Portunidae. The record is from RefSeq and is a predicted model, not a curated record.
CGGGCGGGCAAUGGUGUCCACCCUGCACAUCACCCUCGUCAACAACCAGCCCUCGUCGCAGUGGCUGGGGCGGAGCGCGUCCUGUGAGGAAACUAACCUACUUGGGUUUUCAUCUACAUUAACUCCAACCUCCAAAACCACCUCUCUGUCCACCUCCAGUGUCCUGCGGCCCCAGGCUCCUGGCACUGGGGUCACCGGACUGUCCACCACACACGGCCUGGUAACGCCCACCCCUUACAGCCCCUCUGCAGGCCCCAGGGCUUCGUCAUGGUCUCCUGUCAGGUUAAAAACCAAACCUUUACCAGACUUUUUGAAGAAACUCAACCCGGAGUCUGCACCAGUGGCCAGCCCUGGGACAAAGACUUCGUGGUGCAGGGCGGCGGCCUCCCAGGGGCCAGGGCGGCCUGGGGUGGCCACGAGCACGGGUGAUGUUAAAGUGGGUCAAGUGUCGCCGACCCUCGCUGCCCGCUGGCCACAUGCAGCCAAAAGUGAUUCGUCAAAGCCUGAAGUUUCCCCAAGGGCGGAUCGAAAAGUAUUAGGGAUUCCAGUAUCCUCCGCCGCAGUGUCUUCUGUCACUGUCAGUCAGGUGGCUCCGCCCGGACGACCGCCCACUCCUCAGGGAGAGAGGCGGCGCCUUAGUGGAGGAUCGCCCUCUAUGACUAGGAAAGAGGUGUCUCCCGCACCCACCAAUGACCCGUCUGUCAAAUCUGCCGCCGAGCCAUCGCGAGUCCUACACGAGGCGUCGAGCGUCGCUGAUCAAAACACCACCAAGUCAGAUCAGCUUGACGAGCCUCAGGGCAGCAGCCGCCGCUCUUCGCUGGACAGCGCCAAGAAGGAGUCGCCCACCGUGGCCAGAAAGCUUAUGAGUGACACAGCUUGGCUCACGUCCUCUAACCGCUCGGCCACCCUGCCCGCCCUCAAGACGUCUUCCGCCCCGUGGCAGCAGCGACCCAAUCGCCUGUCCUCCGCCUCACUGCAGCGCUUUGAGGAUAGCGUGCACAGCGGUGGCGGGCGUGAGGGCGUGGGCGGGGGUGUGAUGGAGGAUGGUGGACCCCACACCCGCGUCGCCCCAGCCUCCUCCACCCAUCGCAAGGCCAACUCUCUCCCUGGCUACUAUUCUCGGGGCAGCACCCUCCACCAGCCAUCCUUCCGCGAGGCUUUCAACACUAGCAAGAGUCCUACACCUCCAGCUCGCAAUGAUAGCGCUCCAGCUGCGCCACCUCGGGGACCCACCAGCCCCAGAACUCCUAGAGUCGUCGCCGUUCCCUCUGUGCCUCCUCAGCAACAGCGACAACAGCAGCACCAUCAACAACAACAAAAUUCACGUCAACAUCAAAAUCACCACAAACAAAAACAACAACAGUCAACAAAUCAGUUGCAGGAGUAUCAAAAGCAGCAUCAGCAACAACUGCAACAGCAACUACGUCAAAAGCAAUUACAGCAGCAGCAACAACAACAGCUGUUAUGGCAACAACAUCAACAGCAACAAAGACUGCAGGAAAGUCACAGGCAAAAUGCUCAACAGCAGAUUAAAUCACAAAGACAACCAAAGUUACCUCAUCAGGGGACAGCACCACCAAUAUCGCAAGGUCGCCAGCCUCCUCGACAAGAACCUCCUCCGCCCAAGCCAGUUCCUUCCUCACCGGAGAAGAAGAACAAAAAAUCUAUUUUGAGUGGUAUCUUCAGGCGUCGCAAGAAGGGUUCCAGCAGCACAUCCAGCAGUAGUUCAGAUAGCAGUAGUUCUGACAAUGAGGAACCACCGCAACGCCGUAGCUUUUUGCGGCGCCGGAGCAAGAAGAAAGAGAAGAAAGAUCCUAUCCUGCCCGCCCCAUCGAUCCCACCAGCUGAGGAACGCCUGUCACGCUCCUAUUGUGACUUCCCUGAUGGUAGUGACUUACGAAGCUAUCGGAGAGUGAGGGUCGUGCCUGUAGGGACAGGCAGCUUAGGAAAAGAAACACAGCCUCUCGGUAUUCCCACAUUAACAGCUCAGCCAGGCCAACUCAAUAGACUCGGUGUGUCAGCGUCACAUGAUUCUCUGCCUCUCAGCCUAGGUUCAUGGACUGGUGGUGGCUCCCAUGCCUCCCUCGGCUAUUACUCAGGAGGUGGUAUGGGAACAAGGAGCUCGAGCACGGACACUAUUAGCAAGAAAGAGCGACGUGAGGCCCUCAAGGCGCGAGUUGAGCGACUUAGAGAAAGGAUUCGUGACACCAGCUCCGAUGAAGAGAAGGCAUCUGUUUCCUCCCACUCAAUGUAUGGGAGCGAGUCAAGCCUCAGCAAAACUGGGUCUCUUAGUCGACGUUCAAGAGCAGCGCGAACUGAACGCUUCUUGAGGCGAAAAUCUUAUGAACUGGAAACGUUGAGAAAUGAAACCGAGAAAGACCGACGCAACAGGGAAGCAGUUCAGGCUCGGAUUGAAGAGAUUCAGCGAGUACGUGAAUUUGAAGCAAAAAGAAACAAGCUGAAUGAGGAGAGGAAGAGUCAGAGCGUUCCUAAGACCAAGCCACGUUGGUCGGCCAAGCUGGUGUAUCAAGAAUCAAGUGAGUAUGAAUCGUCUGUGCUUUUACGAACACCAUCAGUGAGUCCUUCAGCAAGUCCUCACAUGAAGGCCAAGUUUGAUGGUCAUGCAAAGGAUGGUGUUGUACUGAGGAAUAAACCACGUCACGUUACCCCAUCAGUAGCAGUCUCAUUGCCUGUGCCAUCUGUCACGUCCUCGAGAAGAAGCUUCCAGGACUUUGACACUCCUACACAGAACACCUUGAGGGGUCAUCGGAGUGCAUCAUAUGACAGCAAUAUCAAUAGAAAUUCCUUUGUUACUCAACCCCCAAAUGUGCCCAUAACCAGUAGUGGACCAACAACAAACAGAUCGGGCCUCACUCCUCCUGCACCUCCACCUCGUGACAGGAGCAGAAUAUUGUCACCUUGUGAUGGGAGACCAAUGUCAUUCUCAUUUGAAAGUUUGAACCAGGAAGCUCAUCGACCCACCUCAAGCCAGUCCAGUAUGAGCAAUUUUACUAAAGGAUCAAGUCCAAGCCCCAGUGUGCGGUCUGUGCCUGCAUAUCUAGGACCACGCUCUAACCCACAACCUCCAGGACCUCAACCAAUGCUGAUACCCACUCGUCGCUCUUACUCUGAGCUAGAACUUUCACAGCAACAACAGAUGGAAGCUAAAAAUAGCUAUCCAAUCCCACCAUCAAGACCUGCACCUCCUGGAUAUCCAAACUCUCAUUACUCUUACACUGAUCAACCCCCAAGACCCCAGAACCAUUAUUAUCGGCCGCAACAGCAACAACAGCCGAACCAGCAGGUGCAGUAUUACACAGACCAGUCUCCCCAACAUAACAAAACUGUGCCAAUCAGCAGUGUUCCAGCCUCUCCUUCGUCUGACUAUUCAUCUUACAUGAGUGACAACAGCAUCAAGUUACAACAAGCCAACACAGCAUGGAGGCAAAAGGAACAAGAAAUUAAAAACAAGAUCUCCGUGCUACCAAGCACAACACCAGCAGUGAUAAGCGACUCCUCUCCUUCCAAUAGUCCCAAACUAGAGAACGGGGUAGCCUGUUCUCCCGGGAGACAGCAACAGCAAGGUGAAGGUAUUUAUGGUAAAAUUGAGGCCAAAAAGAUCCGUCCAGAACCUAUCACCCUCAAACAGGCAGAGUCUUUCAGCUCACUCUCUGGCCAGAGUGACGUGUCUAGCCCAGUGCCACGAGGCCCAGAUUCUGAUUCCAGUCAAGGUAGCCUCGCACGGGAUAAAAAGAAGCAGGCUCAGAACAGACCUCUUUCCAUGGUGCUUGAGAAAGCAGAGUCUGGGGAAAAGGAGACUCCACCAGGCACUCCAAAAGCCCGUCCACAACCUCCUUUGCGAAGCAACUGGCAGCCAGCAACCCCAGAGAGUGAGGCAAUGAAGCGAAAUAAGUUUAAGGAAAUGAUAAAGCACAAACUGGACUCGAAGACAGAAAAGAAUAUAACUCCGAAGGAGUUUGAAGACAUGUUCCAAAAGGAGAAGGAGAAGUUGGAAAAUAGUAAGUCUAGCAACUUCGAGGAGGCAUUAAAAGAGUUAGAGGAAAUUUAUGCCAGCCUCAGAUUGGACAGUGAGGACCUGCUAGAUGGAGCUGAGCGGCGUGACCUGCCUGUGCAUCAUCAAACACUGAAGGACAACUUACUUAAUGACAAAAAAGAUCUCUUGAGUGACGGGGACUCCUCUUUCCAUGAUAGUGAACGGACACAAUCAUUGUCGGGAAGAAGAUCAGGUGUUCCUGAUGCUAAAGGUGACGAUAUGCACUUCCGUAGGUGUCAGCAGAGUACUCGAAAUCAGCCUGACGUUCAGAAGGCACUACAGAUGACUGGUAGCUACCUCCUUGUGUCGCCUGCCCAUGUAACCCCCUCAGAUCUUGACAAAGACAUGCCAAAAGACCCAAUGAUGGUUGGAGAACCAGACGUGGUGUAUGAUGAUGUGUCUUACAGGAACAUCAAAAAGGCCAACUCCAUAAAGAUCAUUGACCCACAGCCUCCAUUUGGCAUUCCUCUGGGACCCACCACUCAGGCUUCCCAAAAUGAUUAUCUUCAUGUGACACCAAAAGAGAACUACCGACCUAAGAUGACCGCCAGGAAACAACCAGACACUGCCAUGGAUGACUUGGCCUUCAGGAAUCUAAGGAAGGAUAAGGGCACUAAAGAAGUCAAUACCUCCGAGCUAGAUGAGUUGUUAUGUGAGGCCCGAGCAGGUUCUCCUCGGCGCAGGACAGUGCGCUCCUCCUCAGCUGAUAGAGCACAGUCCUUGCGUGGUGACCCUGACCGUGGGCUGAAGCAUUACACUCCCCGCCAAGUGAAACAUCAGCAGGAGACAAGGCGUGUGGGCAGCCAAAAGGACAACAUGACAGACACUGAGGUCACUGGUCACUCCGUCAGUUCACGCCAUAAUCCAAGUUGGCUAGAAAGAGCCCACCUGUUAGAUCCUAAGUGGGAUAUGAGUACCAACAACCUCAGCACGAGUACUGAGACCCUAACAGAGCUCUCUUCUGCACGAGCAGUCUCUCAGCCAGACAUUCGGCGAGCAAUCAUCCGCGAGGCCCGGGCACCACCAGGAGGCCCUGAGGAGCUGCUUGGUGGACAGCUGCAUCACAUUACCGCCUCCUCUUUGGCUACUCCAACUGCAGUCACUCUGGCCACCAUCACUGUGCCUCGCCUGGUCAAAGUGCAUACCGUCCACAGUGCCCCAGCAUCCCCUGUCAUCCUGGACAGCAAAACUUACAAGCCACUGGACUCCAUCUUUAAUAGCAAACCCAAGCCUUUCUACUUAACUAACAAAGAGACAGAGCAGAAAGAUUCUACACAUGAACAGGGACAACAACAGCAACAAGAGAAAAAGCAAAAGAAGCAACAGCAGCAUCAAGAACAACAACAAAAGCCGCAGCAGCAAGAUGAAGUGGACAUUGCCAAGUUGGACGCCCUCAUCUCUACUCUCUCCAAAAUCGAAGGAAAUGAUGACCUGUCUGAUUCGUCUGAUACAUCCUCCAAGAGUCUAGGUAACACUCCGCCCAUUGACUUUGAAAUGAAAGAACUAAAAAUAUCAGAACCUGCCCUUGAAAACGUGCCUGAGCCCCAAACUGUCGUGUCGGAAUCCUCUCGAAAAAAUAGUGUAGAUUAUGAAUACAACAGUGCCAAAGCCAAUAUUGAGAAGGCCAUCAGAUUAUCCAUGGCGCUGGAGUCUUAUAACAGUGAAGGUAAAGAGGUUUGUUCUCGUAGGCGUAGUGCUGUAGACUUGCCAGUGCGGGAGAGUCUCCCUUCCCAUGGCAACUCUUCCAUCUCUUCUACUAACGUUCUCUCCCUUCCGAGUCUUAACCCGGUGAGCAAUGACGGCAGUGGCGGAGCAGCGGGCUCGAGAACUCUUUCUCAGUCCGCCACGCCUCAGGCCGUUCCCGCUAAGGCUUCCACGUGUACUGAUAAAGUAGAGUCCAUGGUAGUCGUGUCACAGCAGGUGCAUGGUAGAGCCCGGCGCUCCCGUUCUGUACCCACCUCACCAAGAACAGUCGACACCAUGCCUCUGCUUGGUAAGACCCUGACCAAACCACUUAUCAAUGAAGCAGAAGUGUCCACUGAUGGUGAGGUGGAGUGCGGCUCGGAGUGUGAAGAUAGCCUUCCAAGCGGUGUCUCUGCUUCCCUCGCCUUGUCUGUACAAGGUGGUGACGCCCUAGCUGAAAUUCUGUCUCCUUCCUCUUGCUCCACUGUCACGCCAAACAUGGGUCAGCCUCUCUCAAAGCAACAAACGAGCUCAAAUCAAAAUCUAUCUAUUGCAUGUGAAACUCAGGCUGCCUCUCAGCCUCUUUCCUCUAAAGACGCUUGUGCUCUCGCUGAUUAUGAGAUUGUUGAAUGUGAGAGCUCGCCGGCGAGCGUGGCACACUCCCCUGCCACGAAGCUUUCGUCCACUGCCAAGGCUCCCGCACCGCCUGUGCGCCUUUCUUCCCUCCCACCCCCUACCUUACGGGGGACCUCCAGCACCUCACGCCUUUCUGAACAGCCUUCACUCUCGUGUGAUGGCGAAGUGAGGCAAGGGGUUCAGGCUGUGCAAAGGUUGCGGGGAGCCAGUGUGCCCCUGCAGCAGCAGGACAACAGAGCAAACGAUUCCGAGGGUGAGACAUGUGAUGGUGAGGUGAGGGCGGGAUCCCUGCCGCCAGCCCUGCUUCCGCCUGCUGACUCCACAGGGCUUGCCCAGGGUAGCGGACCGGUGGGCGCCAUAGGGCCGCGGUCCUGUGUUCCAGGUGAGGGGGGUGAGUUUGCUGCUAACGGGCAGGAUAACACCUGCUUCCAAUCCCUGGUGGCCGCGUGUUACCUGCUUGCAUGUGUGACCCAACUGGCGGGCGUGGACGUGAUAGCUGCCUUUGGCCUGUUACUGGCCAUAGCCUCUGUUAUCAUCACCUUCGCUAGAUGACGCCCAGCGUGACUCACCCGCCUGCCUGCCCUUCAUUCAGCUUCUUCCUCGUGCGCUUCAUAGUCCUCAUCGGCAAACUCACGAGGCAGGCUUCGCCACUCCCCAUAAACCUUACAUGUGUAUUCAUUUCUCACCGCGUUCUUUUUCAGGGGGCGAGGCGAGGUCUGCCUUCAGAGCAUGCCUUUAAUGAAUUUUUUACCACUGAAAUUCAUCGAAGCAGUUAUUACCAUUUUUGCCUGAUUUUUUAAAUCUAUUUUAUUUAUUAUUUUCUCUCAAGUGUUGAAUUAUGACAGCACACUUCGCUGCCCCUACCUUGUGGCUUAGACACAGCCGUCCUGCUGGCUAGUCAGUACGAGGCAAGUGUAGACCUGCCUACUGUGCAACAAUACAUUCACUGCCGUGUUUAUUGAGACGCUGUGCCAGCUGCUGGUGGUGGCGAGCGAGGAAGGCAUGUCGGGACUCACACGCCGCACCAGGUCACUCAGCCAUUUAGGACACCUGCACCUGGGCGGCCACAGCUCGCAGUCAUUUUUUCUUUUAUUUUGGUCAUGUUAAUGCCGAGUGACUAAAUAUCAUGUGUGAUUAAUUAAAUGACUAAACUGGAGACAAAUUUAUAAAUACAAUAUUAUGUACAUGAAAUAUUCCCUCCAAGAUUGUAUUUGUUCAUGGGAAGUCAGAAAGAAGGGUGGGAUGAGCUGAUGAGAAAGAGUAACACUGUGUGAAUGAGUUAUUAAAUUAGUUAAAAUCAUUCCCUCAGCUUCUAGUGAUGGAGACGUCAUGGUCAGUACAUCAGUAUUAUGAACUUUUAAGAUGUAUAUCCUUAUGUUAUGACUUUAUAACAUACAGUAACACAUGAGUAGAUUACCAAGUUGCUUAAAUCAUUGACGACACACACUUGCGUUCAGGAUGUAGCGGUGUUGCCCGUGGCGCCUUUACACUCUGCCUUGGCACCAUGUAAUCACAUCUUCUUCCACCGCACUCACUCUUAUUUGUUCAGUUAUCUAUUCUUUCCUCCACGAUUGCCUCCAAUGUUCACCUUUUUUUCUCUUUCCACUAGUAAACUUUAGAAGCUAAA